CGCCGAAUAUUUGUUUUACGUGCUGCUACCCUGCAUAACAACACACACAUCCGGUAAUCAUGCUACCAACCGACGUUUGGGACUACAUUGUCAUCCUCGUCAUCGAGGCUGGCAGUAGCGCGGCUGGCCGGACGGACAUUCUCUACGUCAACUCGACCAACCUGAUCUCGGGCGACUUUGACUGGAACUACUAUUCCACGCCGCAAUCUCAGCUCAACAACCGCGUCAUCCAGAGCGCUGCCGGGAAGGGUCUCGGCGGCGGCUCCCUCAUCAACACAUGUGGAUGGAUGCGUGGCGCCCGCGUCGACUACGACGAGUGGGCCGACCUGGUCAACGACUCCCGUUGGAGCUACGACAGCCAGCUGCCGUUCUUCAAGCGUUCCGAGGCGUACUGGACCGACGUCAACGCGGACGAGCACGGGUUCGAUGGACCCUUGAAGGUCGAGGACCCCUCGGUCACGGGCCGCGUCUACCCCCUGAGAGACGCCGUCUAUGUCUCGUACGAGUCCAUCGGCAUCAAGGCCCUCCCGGGCCUAGACGCCAACGCCGGCCAGAACCUCGGCUUUGGCGAGAUCGCAGAGAACCGCCGCAACGGCGUUCGCCAAAUCGCGUCAGAGUACUACCCCCUCGACGGCAUUAUGGUCAUGACAGACACGCUCGUCGAGAAGAUCCUCCUCCGCAGCGACAACAACUCCAGCUCCAGCGCCGGCACCCUCGUCGCGACUGGCGUCCGUCUCGCUAACGGCACGGAGAUCCUCGGCAAGGAGAUCAUCGCCGCCGCUGCUGAUGCUCUCCGGCAUCGGCCCGUCGGCAAGAACUUUGCUGACCACGCCUUCUUCACCUACAACUGGCGACUCUCCCCUCAGUACCGCAACUCGACCGUCGACUCGGGCAACUCCCUCUUCUUCCAACCACAGUACGGCCUCGGCCAGCCCAACCACUUCGUCGCCUCCUUUGGCGUGGAAGAUAAAGACGGCCUCGUCGCCGCCAUCACCGAGGAAGAGGGCAGCGCGCCCGACGCAGCUACGCACCCACUCCUCAAGAACGAGCGCAUCCACAUGGAAGGCUUCGUACUCUACGUCAACACGAACCCGGCCCUUCCGUCCAACAGCACCUACCUCACGACCGCCAACGUCGGCCUCCACCCCACGAGCCGCGGCUCCGUGACGCUCAAUUCCGCGGACCCUCGUGAGGCCCCGCUCAUCGACCCCAACUUCUUCGGGUCAGAGGUCGAUCGAUUCGUGUGGCGCGACUCGAUCCGCCGGAUGACGCGCAUGAUGAUUGGCGGCGAGUCGCCGCUGAGCCAGGGGAUCGUCGAGGCCGAGGCGGCGCCGGAGGGUCUGAAGCCGUUUACGCUUCCGUGUUCCCGACAAUCAUCACGGUUCACAUCCAGGCCGCUGUGUACGCUCUCGCCGAGCAGGCUGCUGAAAUCAUUGCUUCGUCGUAGAUCAGGGGAUCAUAGAUUCUGACGUUGACGACAUGAUGCAAGAAAUGAG
Molecule: messenger RNA, 1496 nt
Organism: Colletotrichum phormii
Lineage: Eukaryota; Fungi; Ascomycota; Sordariomycetes; Glomerellales; Glomerellaceae
Product: GMC oxidoreductase-domain-containing protein
Exons: 4
Coding region: 60-1469 (469 amino acids)
Molecular function (GO): oxidoreductase activity, acting on CH-OH group of donors; flavin adenine dinucleotide binding
Source: RefSeq, a predicted model, not a curated record